Molecule: messenger RNA, 1052 nt
Organism: Myotis daubentonii (Daubenton's bat)
Lineage: Eukaryota; Metazoa; Chordata; Mammalia; Chiroptera; Vespertilionidae
Product: transforming protein RhoA-like
Exons: 1
Coding region: 67-492 (141 amino acids)
Source: RefSeq, a predicted model, not a curated record
GCAGGCACGGAGGGGGGCGGAGAGCAGGCCGAGCGGCUUUGGGGGGCACAGCUGGGCAGGAGGAGGAUGGUGGCUGGAGGCCCCUCUCCUGCCCGGACACUGAUGUUCUCCGGAUGUGUCUCCACUGACAGCCCUGAGGGUUUAGAGAACACCCCAGAGAAACGGCCUCCGCAGAGCAAGCGUUUCUGUCCCCAUCGGCCCAUGGUCCUGGCUGGGAGCGAGGAGGAUCUUGGGAAGGAUGAGCCCACAGGGGGAGCCGCCAAGAUGCAGCAGGAGCCAGUGAAAGCAGAAGAAGGGGAGAGAUGGCCACAGGACUGGCGCUUAGGGGACAUGGAGAGCUCAGCAAAGACCAAAGAUGGAGGGAGGGCGGUUUUGGAAAUGGCCAUGGGAGCUGCUCUGCAAGCCAGACGCGGGAAGAAGAAAUCGGGGUGCCUGUGUGGAGAGCCUGCUGCGAGCAGUUCGGAAGCGCCGUGUAUUAAUCUUCCUGUAUGACUCCGGGCCUUGCCCAUUUAUCUGUAAUUUACCUGAGAUGACAAAUCAGAAUUCACCUUCUUACCAGUGCUUAGGAGCCAACCAUGGUCAUGAAGGAUCCAGCCCACUGGCCCGCUGAGUCCUCUGCCACCCACCGCUCUCCCAGCCUCCUCUGCGCUCCCACCUGACAGCCAGGCGCGAUUCAAGGAAUUCCUUCCCUUCCUGCUUCUUUCUAGAAGGAGAAAUGGUAGCUUUUGUGAGUGAGGCUGUAACUACUUCAUCACUCACUGCUUGCCUGGCAUCUUGCCAGGGACUCUGGGAGCUGCCCCUUCAGGCCUGGACUCCUGAGCAGGUUUCCUGGUCGGGCCCCUGGAGGGGGCAUCCCGUUUCCCAAUGUGCUCAGCAGAGAGGCCAGGGCCUGCAGCUGUGGCCAGUACAGUUCUGUGCUUCAUGGUAGUUACCGUAUAGUCACUGUGUAAUGAGCGCCACCUACUGUGUGUCCCCAAAACAUAAUAUAUCUACCCAACUAGACCUAGUAUUUUUUGUGUAAUUGGAUUUCCUACUACUGAUAUUUGUCAUCC